AGAGUGCGGGGCCGCCCCUGUCACACGCACUCCUCCCCGGCCUCUGCUCGCCGCCCGUGGGGAGGGGGGAAGCUGGGUGGGAAGGGGCGUGUGCCAGCGCACGCGCGCUCCCGGGAAGGAGAGGUCUAAGAGCAGGAACGAGCGGCCCCAGUUUUUGGGAAGGGAGUAUCCGGGCUGUCUGCAAGCGGCUGGGACCAGACGGGGCCGAGUCGAGGAAGAGGGCACCAUGGCCGCCCUCCUGCUGCUGCCCCUGCUGCUGCUGCUGCCGCUGCUGCUGCUGAAGCUGCACCUCUGGCCGCAGUUGCGCUGGCUCGCGGCAGACUUGGCCUUCGCGGUGCGCGCUCUACGCUGCAAACGGGCUCUUCGAGCGCGCGCCCUGGCCGCGGCGGCCGCCGACCCGGAAGGUCCCGAGGGGGGCUGCAGCCUGGCCUGGCGCCUCGCGCAACUGGCUCGGCAGCGCCCCGCGCACACCUUUCUCAUUCACGGCGCGCGGCGCUUUAGCUACGCGGAGGCCGAGCGCGAGAGCAACCGGGUGGCGCGUGCCUUCCUGCGUGCUCGAGGCUGGGACUGGGGGCCCGGCGGCGGCGCAGGGGGCGCCGGGGAAGGAGAGCGGGCGUCGCACGGCGCCCGAGACGCGGCGGCCGGAAGCGGCGCGGCGCCGGCGGUGUGGGAAGGGGAUGGCGCGGCCGGAGCUGGAGAAACCGCUGCCCCUCUGGCACCUGGGGCCACCGUGGCGCUGCUCCUCCCCGCCUGCCCAGAGUUCCUGUGGCUCUGGUUCGGGCUGGCCAAGGCUGGCCUGCGCACGGCCUUUGUACCCACCGCCCUGCGCCGGGGUCCCCUACUGCACUGUCUCCGCAGCUGCGGUGCGCGCGCGCUCGUGCUGGCGCCAGAGUUCCUGGAGUCCCUGGAGCCCGACCUGCCGGCCCUGAGAGCCAUGGGGCUCCGCCUGUGGGCUGCAGGUCCGGAAACCCAUCCUGCUGGAAUCAGCGACUUGCUGGCUGAGGCAUCGGCUGAAGUGGGUGGGCCGGUGCCUGGGGCCCUCUCUGCCCCCCAGAGCAUAAUGGACACGUGUCUGUACAUCUUCACCUCUGGCACCACGGGCCUCCCCAAGGCUGCUCGGAUCAGUCAUCUGAAGAUCCUGCAAUGCCAGGGCUUCUACCAGCUGUGCGGCGCCCACCAGGAGGACGUCAUCUACCUCACCCUCCCACUCUACCACAUGUCUGGCUCCCUGUUGGGCAUUGUGGGCUGCCUGGGCAUUGGGGCCACCGUGGUGCUGAAGUCCAAGUUCUCAGCUGGUCAGUUCUGGGAGGACUGCCAGCAGCACAGGGUGACAGUGUUCCAGUACAUUGGGGAAUUAUGCCGAUACCUCGUCAACCAGCCCCCGACCAAGGCAGAACGUGGACAUAAGGUCCGGCUGGCGGUGGGCAGCGGGCUGCGCCCAGACACCUGGGAGCGUUUCGUGCGGCGCUUCGGGCCCCUGCAGGUGCUGGAGACGUAUGGUCUGACAGAGGGCAACGUGGCCACUUUCAACUACACAGGAAGGCCAGGCGCUGUGGGACGCGCCUCCUGGCUUUACAAGCAUGUCUUCCCCUUCUCUUUGAUUCGCUAUGAUGUCACCACAGGGGAGCCGAUCCGGGACACCCGAGGGCACUGUGUGACCACAUCUCCAGGUGAGCCAGGGCUGCUGGUGGCCCCUGUGAACCAGCAGUCCCCAUUCCUGGGCUACGCUGGGGGGCCAGAGCUGGCCCGUGGAAAGCUGCUGAAGGAUGUCUUCCGGCCUGGGGAUGUUUUCUUCAACACUGGGGACCUCUUGGUCUGCGAUGAUGAAGGCUUUCUUCGCUUCCAUGACCGGACUGGAGACACCUUCAGGUGGAAGGGGGAGAAUGUGGCCACGACUGAGGUGGCAGAGGCCUUGGAGGCCCUGGAUUUUCUUCAGGAGGUGAACGUCUACGGAGUCACUGUGCCAGGGCACGAAGGCAGGGCUGGAAUGGCAGCCUUGGUUCUGCGUCCCCCCCACUCUUUGGACCUUCAGCAGCUCUAUGCCCAUGUUUCCGAGAACUUGCCACCUUAUGCCCGGCCUCGAUUCCUAAGGCUCCAGGAGUCUCUGGCCACCACAGAGACCUUCAAGCAGCAGAAGGUUCGGAUGGCAAAGGAGGGCUUUGACCCCAGCGUACUGUCUGACUCGCUCUACAUUCUGGACCAGGCUGGGGGCGGCUACGUGCCCCUCACCCCUGCCCGGUACCAUGCCCUCCUGGCUGGGGACCUUCGCAUCUGAGAGCCCUGCAUGCCGAGGCGCCUGAGGAAGGGACUUCGCGGGGCGGGGGCACUGCAGGUGUAUGGGGGCUAGCAGGGAUCUUUUCUAUACCAGACUUGUAACCAUUAUUUUGUAAUAAAUGGGGCUGGAACCAGUCUGCCUCUGCCUUUCUGAUCUACAGUA
Molecule: messenger RNA, 2437 nt
Organism: Equus caballus (horse)
Lineage: Eukaryota; Metazoa; Chordata; Mammalia; Perissodactyla; Equidae
Gene: SLC27A3
Product: solute carrier family 27 member 3
Cellular component (GO): mitochondrion; endoplasmic reticulum
Molecular function (GO): long-chain fatty acid transmembrane transporter activity; long-chain fatty acid-CoA ligase activity
Source: RefSeq, a predicted model, not a curated record